Molecule: messenger RNA, 477 nt
Organism: Nematocida minor
Lineage: Eukaryota; Fungi; Microsporidia
Exons: 1
Coding region: 1-477 (158 amino acids)
Source: RefSeq, a predicted model, not a curated record
AUGGAAAAAAGAGCAUAUAAUGAGUGCUGUUACAAAAUGCUCUCUAUCCUAAACACGCUAAAAGACUUUUCGCUGGGAAAAACAGAGCUUGAAAACAACCUCACAGAGCUGAAUAGACUUAUAACUCUUGUGACAAAUGAUCAGGAGGUCUGUCCUGUGCACAUAGAGAAAGUGGGUGAUAAAAAGUACAUAAUUAAAAAUACACACAUAGAAGAACAAGACGGAGAGGUAAAAAUACUAAAAACGGAUAUACUCCAGCUGUCUUCCUACUUUCAGACUCUUCCACUCAAAAAACAGCCGAUUGAGGAGGCGUUGGAGUACAUAAAAACAGUAAAUGAGAACAGAGUAUGCAUGGUCUGUCUUAGAAGAGCAAGUGAGAGCACGCUUCUAUCUCCGCUCGUCAUGAGAAAAAAAGAAAAUGAAAUUCUCAUGUACCAUGUAGAAUGUGCAGAAGAGAGCCCUAGCUACCUAAAAUAG